AUUUAAUACUUUUCUUUCAGAAAGAAUGCUAGAGCAGAUUGUUCAACAUAGGAUUGAGUGGAAGAGGAAACCUUAAUUUCAGUGGUAUGCUGCAUCAGCUGUACACCGGGGUGUUUGUUGUUGUUUACAUCUUGACGGUUUGUUUACCUUUUGCCCAGCCAUGUCGACCUUUUGACAUACGGAAAAUAGUUGAACCAAAAACCUGCACUGGUCCCCCGGGCAUUGAAGGAACCCACAUGACAAAUCUAACAUUAUCUCCAGGAAAAGAGGCCAAGUUUGUAUGCCUGAUUGAUCACAGUUGUUUGGUCUCAGUGAUAAAAUGGUAUCACAUCACACCAGACAACUCCUCCAUCAGACUUAUCAAGACCGCUAAGUCACCUGGUGAUCCUCAUGUUCAUAGAAUAGAGAAAGUUACUAUAGAAGAUGAAGGCACAUACAGUUGUGUGGCAGAGAAUGUAAUUGGGAAGACAGAAGUGUUGGCUUAUUUAACUAUAAACCCAGCCAGCAUUUGUAAACCAAACUUAUUCCAGCUGAUCAUACUAGGCAUUGUUUCAGCAUUUGCAAACCAAACCUAGUUCAGCUGAUUCUACUGAUCAUUGUUUCAGCAUUUACAAACUAAACCUAGCUCAGCUGAUCCUACUAGGCAAUGUUUGCACAGCUUUUGUAAACCAGCUCAGCUGAUCCUGCUAGGCAAAUUGUUUCAGCAUUUGAAAACCAAACUGAGCUCAGCUGAUCCUACUAGGUAUUGUUUCAGCAUUUGAAAGCCAAACUAAAUCUUGCAUUGUGUUGAUGGUCAAACAGAACUAUAAAAAUCAUAGAUUUUUACCCAGCUUUGUUUAGAACAAAGUCAUAUAAACUGGCUCUAGAUUUGAAAGGGCGGAAGACGCAAACUCAUGUCAUCAUCAUUUCUUAUGUGGCAUGUCACAUUCACAACACAACUUUGUAUGAAUAAGAAUGAUGCAGAUAUCCUUAUUUUUAUGGCUGAUAAUUGAGUGCUAUCUUCUUCAUAUUUGAUCAAACCAAGGUGUAAAGGGUACGGUUGUGAAUCGGACAUACCACACGUUUUUAAUCCAAAGACAGUUCUAAAAAAAAAUUCGAAAUCCCUAAAAAAGCCUGACAUAUCUAGUCUUGAAAAGAAAUGGUUUUGAACAUGACAAAGGGCUUUUAUCACAUUUUUGAUCCUACCUCAAUAUAAAACAUUUGUAACCUGCAAUAAAGGAAAUUAUGUUUUAAACAUUAAAAUUCGUAAUCAUAACA
This is a messenger RNA of Eurytemora carolleeae, 1257 nucleotides long. Its product is annotated as fibroblast growth factor receptor 2. NCBI's taxonomy places the organism in Eukaryota, Metazoa, Arthropoda, Copepoda, Calanoida, Temoridae. Bases 87 to 575 code for a protein of 162 amino acids. The record is from RefSeq and is a predicted model, not a curated record. The transcript has 6 exons.